Messenger RNA from Coregonus clupeaformis (lake whitefish), 3295 nucleotides. RefSeq names its product cytosolic 10-formyltetrahydrofolate dehydrogenase. Gene Ontology annotation, cellular component: cytoplasm. Bases 152 to 2863 code for a protein of 903 amino acids. Lineage: Eukaryota; Metazoa; Chordata; Actinopteri; Salmoniformes; Salmonidae. The transcript has 23 exons. Gene Ontology annotation, molecular function: aldehyde dehydrogenase (NAD+) activity; formyltetrahydrofolate dehydrogenase activity. Gene Ontology annotation, biological process: one-carbon metabolic process; 10-formyltetrahydrofolate catabolic process; biosynthetic process. The record is from RefSeq and is a predicted model, not a curated record.
ACUAAUGGCUGUUACAGUGGCUCAAAGCAGCCUGCCUGCCUUUUGACAUUGUCAGCCGAAAUAAAGAGCAACGGUUUCCACACGAUCCCUAACAGCACGCCAGUAGGGGAGACUUUACCCAGCAUUAAAGCAAGGUAGUUUGUGAUCGCUCAUGAUGAGGAUAGCUGUGAUUGGUCAGAGUGUUUUUGGCCUGGAGGUGUACAAGGAGCUGAGGAAGGAGGGCCACACCAUCGUUGGAGUGUUCACUAUACCUAACAAGGAUGGCAAAGCCGACCCUCUAGGCAUGGAGGCUGAGAAGGAUGGCGUGACCGUCUUCAAGUUCCCACGCUGGCGCCUGAAGGGGAAAGGCAUCCCGGAGGUGGUGGAGGCCUACAAGGCCACGGGGGCCGAGCUCAACGUCAUGCCCUUCUGCUCCCAGUUCAUCCCCAUGGAGGUCAUCGACCACCCGGCCCACGGUUCCAUCAUCUACCACCCCUCCCUGCUUCCCCGACACAGGGGGGCCUCCGCCAUCAACUGGACCUUGAUCCACGGGGACAAGAAAGGCGGGUUCACAGUGUUCUGGGCGGAUGACGGACUGGACACUGGACCAAUCCUGCUGCAGAGGGAGUGUGACGUGGAGCCUGAUGACACUGUCAACACCAUCUACAAGAGGUUCCUCUUCCCUGAGGGAGUGAAAGGCACAGUGGAUGCAGUGAGGCUGAUCGCAGCAGGGAACGCCCCAAAGAUUGUCCAGCCAGAGGAGGGAGCCACCUAUGAGGGAAUUCAGAAGAAAGACAAUGCCAAGAUUGACUGGAACCAGUCUGCACAGGCCCUACACAACUGGAUCAGAGGAAAUGACAAAGUGCCUGGUGCCUGGGCGGAGGUUGAUGGACAGAAAGUGACGUUCUACGGCUCCUCUCUGGUAGACAGCGGUGUGACUGCUAUUGGUCAGCCCCUGGAGAUCCCUGGUACCAGUCGACCUGGUCUGGUCACCAAGGCGGGCCUGGUGCUGUUUGGCAACGAUGGCAAAACGUUGCUAGUGAAGAACCUGCAGUUUGAGGAUGGGAAGAUGAUUGCGGCGGCAAGGUACUUCAGCUCGGGGAGCAGCGCUUCUGUGGAGCUCACUGAGGAGGAGAAAGCCUUCGCUGAGCAAAUGAGGGGUGUUUGGAAGAGCAUCCUGACUAACGUGGCUGCCAUCGAGGAAUCCACUGACUUCUUCAAGUCUGGGGCUGGUUCUAUGGACGUGGUCAGGUUGGUGGAGGAGGUGAAGCUGAGGGCCAGUGGGUGUCAGCUGCAGAACGAGGACGUGUACAUGAACACCACCUUCCAGGACUUCAUCCAGAUGUGUGUGAGGAAGCUCCGAGGGGAGGACGGCGAGGAGGAGCUGGUCGUCGACUACGUGGAGAAGAACAUCAACAACAUGACCAUCCGGAUGCCCCACCAGCUCUUCAUCAACGGGGAGUUUGUGGACGCAGAGGGUGGGAAGACCUACAAGACCAUCAACCCCACAGACGGAACGGCGAUCUGUGAUGUGUCUUUCGCUCAAGCCAGUGACGUGGACCGAGCUGUAGCGGCCGCCAAGGAGGCGUUCGAGGAGGGAGAGUGGGGAAAGAUAAACCCCAGAGACAGAGGCAGACUCCUAUAUAAGCUGGCUGACCUGAUGGAGGAGCACCAAGAGGAGUUAGCCACCAUAGAGUCCAUGGACUCCGGGGCCGUAUACACCCUGGCCCUGAAGACCCAUGUGGGCAUGUCCAUCCAGACCUUCCGCUACUUCGCUGGCUGGUGUGACAAGAUCCAGGGCUGCACCAUCCCCAUCAACCAGGCCCGGCCCAAUCGCAACCUUACUUUCACCAAGAAAGAACCAAUCGGAGUGUGUGCUAUCGUGAUUCCCUGGAACUACCCUCUCAUGAUGUUGGCCUGGAAAACAGCUGCCUGUCUGGCUGCUGGUAACACUGUGGUCCUCAAACCUGCCCAGGUGACUCCAUUGACAGCGGUGAAGUUUGCUGAAUUGGCAGCGAGGGCAGGAUUCCCCAAGGGAGUGAUCAACAUCCUCCCUGGAUCAGGUGCUCUGGUGGGCCAGCGUCUGUCCGACCACCCGGACGUCCGGAAGCUUGGCUUUACCGGCUCCACUGAGAUAGGGAAACACAUCAUGAAGAGCUGUGCGGUCAGUAAUGUGAAGAAGGUGUCCCUAGAACUGGGGGGUAAAUCUCCACUCAUCAUCUUCAGUGACUGUGACAUGGACAAGGCCGUGCGCAUGGGCAUGAGCUCUGUAUUCUUCAACAAGGGAGAGAACUGCAUUGCAGCAGGCAGACUCUUUGUGGAAGAGAACAUCCAUGACCAGUAUGUCAAGAGAGUGGUGGAGGAGGUUAAGAAGAUGAAGAUCGGAGAUCCUCUGGACCGCUCCACAGACCACGGACCCCAGAACCACAAGGCCCACCUGGACAAGCUGGUGGAGUACUGCCAGACAGGCGUGAGGGAAGGCGCCACUCUGGUGUGUGGGGGCAAACAGGUCGCCCGCCCAGGUUUCUUCUUUGAGCCCACCAUCUUCACCGACGUCCAGGACCACAUGUUCAUCGCUAUAGAGGAGUCGUUUGGCCCCGUCAUGAUCCUCUCCAAGUUCAAGAGCGGGGAUGUGGACGAGGUUCUGCGGAGGGCCAAUGCUACUGAGUAUGGCCUGGCAUCAGGCGUGUUCACCCGUGACAUCAGCAAGGCGCUGUACGUCAGCGAGAAGCUCAACGCCGGCACCGUCUUUGUCAACACCUACAACAAGACGGACGUAGCUGCUCCCUUCGGCGGCUUCAAGCAGUCCGGCUUCGGCAAAGACCUGGGACAAGAGGCUCUUAACGAAUACCUGAAGACCAAGGCUGUCACUAUAGAGUACUAAACACACACGAGAGAACGAGAGAGAGAGAGAGAGAGAUUACUUUCUGAUUAAGCCAAUUCCUCAACUAAAUGUGAAUGAUAGACGAGGCAGAAAUGCACAUGCCCUACUAGACUGAAUUAGAAGUAGAAUUGUUCUUCUGAAAUUUCAUUAACCCGCUAAUAUUUCUUCUUUUUUUUUAUGGAUGAGAAAUACAAUUAUAUCCCCUCUUAGAAAUAACAAAUAUUCACGUUACGUUAUAGCAGUUGGUCGACACUGGUAAAUCUACCAACACUGUUUGAAAUGGUCUACACAAUAGGUUGGUUUCAUGGACAAUACUCGAUGACAAUUCAAUGGAACUUUAUGAAUGAUUUCCAUAUCACAGCUGGAACAAGUUAGUAAAUAUACCGUUUGACUUGUUUUCCAGAAGUAUUAAAAUCACAAAGGUUUAUAAUA